Molecule: messenger RNA, 942 nt
Organism: Jaculus jaculus (lesser Egyptian jerboa)
Lineage: Eukaryota; Metazoa; Chordata; Mammalia; Rodentia; Dipodidae
Product: olfactory receptor 2A12-like
Biological process (GO): G protein-coupled receptor signaling pathway
Cellular component (GO): membrane
Molecular function (GO): G protein-coupled receptor activity; olfactory receptor activity
Source: RefSeq, a predicted model, not a curated record
AUGCUGAUGCUUCCAGGGCAGAACCAGACUUGGGUUUCUGAAUUCAUCCUGCUUGGCUUCUCCAGUGAUCCCACGACCAACAGGAUCCUCUUCACUGCGUUCCUCCUCCUCUACCUGAGCUCAGUCCUGGGCAAUGGGCUCAUCGUCACCCUGAUCUGCCUGGACACACGUCUCCACACCCCCAUGCACUUCUUCCUCUGCAUCCUCUCCCUGAUGGACAUGGGCUACGUGACCACCACGAUGCCUCAGAUGUGGGUGCAUCUUCUCUCUCACUCUCAGACCAUCUCCUUUGCUGGGUGCUGGCUGCAGAUGUAUGUGUUUGGCGCCCUGGGCAUAUCUGAAUGCAUCUUGUUUGUGGUCAUGGCUUAUGACCGAUAUGUGGCCAUUUGCUACCCACUGCGUUACACUGUCAUCCUCAGUUGGGACCUGUGCACACGGUUGGCAGCUGGGACAUUGACCUGUGGUUUCCUGGCUUCUCAGAUCCACACCUUCCACACCAUGAGGCUGCCAUUGGGCCCCAACAAGGUCAACCACUUCUGUGAUGGUCCCUCGGUUUGGAGCUUGGCUUUCAUGUAUACCCACCUCAUUGAGAUGGUGGAUCUGGUCCUGAGUGUCUUUCUGGUUGUUGUUCCAAUUUCCCUCAUUGUGGCCUCCUACAUUCAUGUCACCAAGGCCAUUCUCAAGAUCAAGUCCAUCCAGGGCCGCUGCAAGGCUCUCUCUACUUGUGCCUCCCACCUGACAGUGGUCACCCUCUUCUAUGCUCCAGCCACCUACAUCUACAUGAGGCCCAUCUCCAGCUACUCCCCAGAGAGAGACAAGCAGGUCUCACUCUUUUACAAUGUCUUCACAGCCUUGAUCAACCCUGUGGUCUGCAGUCUGAGGAACAAGGACAUUAAGAGGGCUUUUCUCAAGAUGAUGGGGCAUGGUAGGGUGGCCUGGUAA